Molecule: messenger RNA, 1443 nt
Organism: Pomacea canaliculata
Lineage: Eukaryota; Metazoa; Mollusca; Gastropoda; Architaenioglossa; Ampullariidae
Exons: 4
Coding region: 170-841 (223 amino acids)
Source: RefSeq, a predicted model, not a curated record
ACUUCCUGAUCACACUGAGCCACCUUAAGGACUCAAACACAUCCUGUCGUCUCCUGUGGUACAUUAAGCCGCCCUGUGUCAGUCUUGCUCAGACCUUGCUCUGUACCGACACAGUCACAUCCUCGUGUCCCUCCCGUGUCAGACGAAAGACCCGAAGUCUUCUUGCAGAAUGUCCUCUGCGAUGAUCUUGCUGCUGGUUGGCUCGAUGGCAGUGUGGCUGUCCGCUGCUGGCCGUCCUGAGGUUGUCGCCGCUCGUCUGUUUGAGUUUCGCGAGAGUUUUCUGGAAGAAGAAAGUUCCGACCUGCAACCGAUUUCACUGGACUUGGAGGAGACACAGGAACUGGCAGACCUGUUGAGAGAGGAAGUGACACUUGAACCCAAUGGCUGCUCGUGUUCCGGGGCAUCAAAAUCCUGCAGCUGCUGCGCCCGGAUCAGUAUCAAGAAGAUAAAAUUUGAGUCAACCGUGUGUGCCAACGUAGCAUACGACCCUCGCCAGAUCGGUUUUGUUUUUACUCUGACGAAUAACGGCAAAGUGAUUUUCCAGAAAAGUAUCACUGUGAAAAACCCUCCAGCCCUUUGUGUCGGGGUGCCAAAGGUUAAGCUGGCUCAGCUCUGUGUCCAGUUCUACAACCUUGACUGGGACAGCAAACACUUCACAGGAUGCUCUCGUCUUCAGGCUAAACUCGUGAAGAAAGUGGUUGCCCAGGUCGAGCUGGGAUGUUUCAAAGUCUUGGUCCCUUCAGCCAAAGUCUGGGCCCAGCGAUCCUACCAGGGUAUCUGGAGUUUCCAAAUGUUACACAAUCUCAGGAGGCGAUGCAGGGGAGACAAUCAGGGAUUAUGACAGCGUGGAGCCGUCUAGAGACAACUCUGUUCUCAAGUUCCGCUCCAGUGAGCCACAGGAAAUGAUGUCACGUCUGCUUCACCUUCUACAGCAGGCGCAAGCUCCUGACGAGGACUAAAGGCUUCCUUUUCCUUUUCAAACCUUUCAAAGCCAACAAGAUAUAUUCUGCAGAAGUUUUCUUUGAAAGAGUCAAAAAACUUAUUACGAAAUGUUGCACUGUGACGUCAUCACAAGUAACAGUUGUAACCUGUAUUACUGAGCGAAACUCCUGCAUCUCAUUCCAUGGCAUCCAACAUUUUUCUACUCUCAAAUUACAGGCAGAAUAAUCACCCACACCUAAUCGCCUAAUUGUAGACACUUAGUUGCCUUUGCUGAUGACUCGGUUGACUUCUCUGCUGUUAUGCUAGGUUCUGUGACUGAGUACGUGUUCUGUGAUUAUCAGUCCGUAUGUUGUGUUCGCACCCCUCUAGUUUCGUACGAAGCAAAAUAAAAUAAAAUUGUAUUAUUAAGGUUGCAUCAGAUUUGGGGCGUGUGUGCCGACACCAGCCCUCGCUCACACUGAAUAAUAAAGAUAUCACUCACAUUGACAGCACGUGAGCAAG